GACCUCACUGGAAUAACUCAACCACACCAAUGCAUACUUUAUAGCAUUGCGAGAUCAGAAGAUGACAGCUGAAAUAGUCGAAUCUCACAUUCAAGCUAGGAUUAAAAGUGAACGAAUAGUCAUUUUUGAAUCCGAUAAUGUUUAUGAUGUAACAGAAUUUGCUGACAGACAUCCCGGGGGAAAGAAAUACCUGGAAGAAAACUGUGGUCAGGAUGUCUCCCAACUUAUGCAAAAAGACCCACAUAUACAUAGCAAAGCGGCAUACUCUAUGAUGAAGAAAUAUUGUAUUGGAAAACGGCAGCAUAUUAAAUCACAGAAUGGAGUAAGAAGUAGAAAGACAAAUGAUAUUGAUAUUACAAACAACAAUACUGAUCAAAUACAGGAUGGUCUCAUUGACUGGUCGAAACCAAUAGUUUGGCAGGUACCCAAACUUGGUGACAAAUAUUUUGAUUGGGUACAUGUUCCUGUAGAUACCCAUAUGAGAUUGUUCCAGUGGGAUUUUGUAGAAUAUUUUUCCCAGUGUUCCUGGUAUAUAGUUCCUAUAUUCUGGAUUCCUGUGAUGCUUACCUUAAUAGGAUUGUCCUAUUAUUCAUUGGUACAGAAUCCAGUGGAAUGGCCAGCUGAUUCUUCCUAUAGUAUAACAAUAAAUGGAUGGAAUGCUUCCUUAUUAUAUUUACUUGGCUUGUUGUUCUGGACUCUGGAGGAGUAUAUCAUUCACCGCUGGUUAUUUCACAUGAAGCCCCCAGCAGGAUAUCCGUCUCUCAUAUUUGUACAUUUUCUGUUACAUGGUCAACAUCAUAAGACACCUAUGGAUAGUAAAAGACUAGUUUUCCCUCCUAUUCCAGCCAUUGGCCUGGGGAUGGUUAUGUACUCUUUAUAUUGUUUGUUUAUGCCAUCCUCAGCAGCACUUAUGAUGUUUGCUGGGUCGAUUGGUGGCUACCUGGCAUAUGAUAUGAUCCAUUACUACCUUCAUCAUGGUGUGCCAUCAACAAAAUAUUUUAAAUCACUGAAAAGAUACCAUGUCAGACAUCAUUUUGAAAACCAGCAAAAAGGUUUUGGAAUUUCCUCCAAGAUGUGGGAUUAUCCAUUCCAUACCCUGAUUGAGGGGUAAACUUGUGGCCUUACAGACUUUAAUUUGCUGGAAUGUGUAUGGUUCAAUCUUACACUAACAUAACUAGGAUUUCCAACAGAUCUGCUACUGAAUGGCCAUUUUCUACCUGUAGAAAAACAACACAUCUGCUGAAUGGCCAAUUUUCUACCUGUGUAAAGACACGCUCUGCUGAGUUAAGAUAUUUUUCCUGUAUAGAGCAUCACCUCUAGAUAGUGGAUCUUUUCUUCCUUCUACAACUGUGACAGCAGAUUCUAAUGUUGUCAACUGUGUUCUACCGCUAGGAAUCCAGCUCCUGUUUACAACAAAAAACGUACGACUACAAUUUAUUGUCCAAUAUCUGGCCCUCAAUUUAUACAUUCAAAUUUUUGGAGAAGACAUUACUUAGUUGAAAAACUUGAGUCUGAUCAAUUUGUACUUUUGAACAAUAAGAUAUGUUUAAACGACAUUCAAAUGAUGGCCUUGAAGUUUACUACACUUACAAUAAAUUCUAGUCGGACAUUUAUGUAUGAAACAGAGAUCGAUCCUUUUUAACAUAAGAUAGAUUCCUUGUCUCUUAUGAAAUAUUGACGAGGAUAGUUUUGUUGUUUACCAUACAUUAUCUUUCUUCCAUCCCCUUGUACAAAAAUAUUAUAUAAUCUGUCUGCUUAUGAUUUUUAUACUUGUGUCAUUUGCAUAUAAUUUUAUGAAGCCAAAGUUUUUGUUUUGUAUUCAUUUUUUAAUCGUUUUUGUUCAAUCAUGCGGAAAAUUUAAUUCAAUUUUUAAAUGGUUUUCAAGAUUUCAAAUUUUAUAAAUUACAAAUUUAGGGGUGCAUCAAUGCUAUCUCAGAAUAAAUUUUGGCAAUUUUUCUGUUGGAAAAGAAAAAAGGCAAUUGGAAAUUUUGAUUUGAAUUUCUCCUUAUGUGUCUCAUUGAAAGAAAGAGUUAUGGAUAACAAAAAAAUCAUAGUUAAUUUUCAUAUUCAUGAAUUCAUUGGUUGAAUAGAACAGGUUUAUGAACAUUUAUAAAAAAAAUAAAAAAUUGAACAAAUGAAAAUUACUUUAAAGGGGCAUUAGCUACUAGAUAUACAAAAAAAUAAAAUAUGAUUUUUUUGUUCAAUCAUUAAUGAAAGUGAUAUAGUGAAAUACUAAUUCGCUUUUAGCAGCCAAUUUUGUUUAAUUUUGUUAAAAUAAGAUAAAUAACAUCGCUGAUGAAUUAAUCACUUGCAAGUGAAUAAUUGGACCUCACUGAAUCUGUUUUCAUGUGACCUUUAAUUUAACCCCUUAGCUGGAGAUGGGUUACGCAUGUAUUCAGCUAUUAAAAAGAAAAGAAUGUCAACAUUGAAAGUGAAACAAGGACGAAUCAUAUGGUUGACUGAUUGGAUCCACAAAAAAUCUUUCUAACACAGGUAAAAAGGAUGAUAAAUAUACUUUUUAACCUACAAUAUGAAAUCAAACAGACCUAGAAAAAUCCAAUUGCAGGUGGUCAUAUUCAGUUUAUAUUUCUAUUUAUGUUUAUAUCCGGUUAUAUGACCAUCAGCAAACUUCAGAGUUCAUCUCAAUGGUUGAUUAGAUGAUGUCUAGACAAAAAUACACACGAAAUGUUGAUACAUAUUAUUGAGUUCAUGCAUUGUUAAUUGUUUAUUUUAGACUUUUUGUGUGUAAUUUGGAUAUACAUUUUAGUAUGUUAUAAAUCAAAUAUGAGAAUUUGAGUCAAAUCGGUGAAGAGAAAUUUGACAGCUAAUGCCCCUUUAAAUGUUUAUUCUUCCUAAGUUAUUGAUUACCCUCUAACUUUUUUAAUAAGUCUUUUUUAUGCCCCACCUAGGGGCAAUAUGUUUUUCGGUCUGUGCGUCCGUUCAUUCGUCUGUCUGUCCGUCUGUCCCUCUUUAGGUUAAAGUUUUUGGUCAAGGUAGUUUUUGAUGAAGUUGAAGUCCAAUCAACUUGAAACUUAGUACACAUGUUCCCUAUGAUAUGAUCUUUCUAGUUUUAAUGCCAAAUUAGAGUUUUGACCCCAAUUUCACAGUCCACUGAACAAAGAAAAUGAUAGUGCGAGUGGGGCAUCCAUGUACUAUGGACACAUUCUUGUUUUGGUAUAUUUUAGAAUAAAAUUUUGGUAGAGUGCUUUAGAUAUUUCAAUUAUUUUAUAUAAUAUAAUAUUCUUUUUGAAAUUAGUAGUUCUAUUUUCAUGGGUCUAUAAUUUAACUACAUUGAAUUUAUCAGCUAAAACUAUUGGAAUCUCAGAAUUAUUUUUUUAUAUCGAUAUCUAUACCUGAAAACUGAACAUAGUGCUACUAAAUACAGCAGAGUGCCACAACUACUUUUAACAAAUAUUUUGAUAAGAUUAAAGUUGUUCAUUAUUUAAGAUAUGAGCUGCGGAUAGAAAUGGACCUUAUGCAAGUGCACUUAUACAUGUACAUGUAUAAAACUUUGAUUGAUUUUCGAACAUUCAGAUGUGAAAUGAAAGAUUAAUUUUGGUCUGUUUUGUAGGGUUCUUAUAUCAACUCAAUUUUCAAACAGUUUCAGACUUUGUUUAGAGAUUUUUUCAACCUGAAUUAAGUUAAUAACAGAUGUAUUGAUAUUUAUUUGCAUAAGAUCGAUUUCUAUCCGAUGCAGCUCAUAUCAUAUGGUAUACUAUGUGUUGUUGGUAUUUAUUUUCACACCAGGCUUUGUUCGAGGUUUCUGCAUUAUAUUACCUUUACUGUGUUCACUGUGUUCAUUGUUUUAUUUGCUUUUAGGCCUAGUACAAGAUAUAUACACUGAGUGUCUCUGAUCAUGAUGAGUCUUUCAUAGACGAUGCGAGCAUCUGGUGUACUAAAUUAUAAGCCUGGUAUCAUUGAUGAGGUUUUUAAUUUUGCGGUCGUAUAUUGGUAUGACGUUGGUGUCGUCGUCGUCGUUAUCGUUGUCCGAAGACACAUUGGUUUUCGCACUCUAACUUUAGUUUUAAGUGAAUGGAUCUCUAUGAAAUUUUACCAUAAGGUCCAAUACCACAAAAGGAAGGUUGGGAUAGAUUUUGGGGGUUAUGGUACCAACAGCUAAGGAAUUAGGGGCCAAAAAUAAACAUUUUUGUAACUUCCAGACAUAACUUGUGUGUUAGUGUAUGGAUCUCUCUGACAUUGUACCACAAGGUUCCAUAUCACAAAGGGAAUGCUGGGAUUGAUUUUGGGGGUAAUUGCCUCCAAAUUUUAGGAAUUAAGGGCCAAAAAAAGGGGCAAAAAACAAGCAUUUUUCUAGUUUCAUGACAAUAACUUGUGUGUAAGUUUAUGGAUCUUUAUGAAAUUGUAGUACAAGGUUCCAUAUCACAAAGGGAAAGCUGGGUUUGAGUUUGGGGGUAAUUGCCCUAAACGUUUAGGAAUUUGGGGCCAAAAAGGGGCCAAAAAACAAGCAUUUUUCUAGUUUCCAGACAAUAACUUGUGUUCAAGUGUAUGGAUCUCUCUGAAAUUGUACUGCAAGGUACCAUACCACAAAGGGAAGGCUGGGAUUGAGUUUGGGGUGAUGAAUCAUAAGGGGGUUCAAAACAUUUGGGGGGGGGGGAAUUUUUUUUUCCUUUAUUUCCCUUUUUUUUCUUUAAAAUUUUCUACUUUAAAUUGGUUAUUUCUGAUUUAUAUAUAAAAGCAAAUAAUAAUGAUAUGGUUUGAAUAGGUAAAUUAAAAUUGUUUAAGUUCUUAGACCACUUUCAUUCUGUGUCAGAAACCUAUGCUGUGUCAAAUAUUUAAUUACAAUCCAAAUUCAGUGCUGUAUCAAGCUUGAAUGUUGUGUCCAUACUUGCCCCAACUGUUCAGGGUUCGACCUCUGCAGUCGUAUCAAGCUGCGCCCCAGCGGAGCAUUUUAUUCUGUUUUAGUGAAUAAUUAGAUGGUUUCAGUAAAUUGGAGAUGUCUCACAGCGUAAAUACAUUGCUAUUGUCUCUUCCUGUCUGGCUAUAGUCUUCUUUUGAAGCUAUUCAUACAAUAUCCAUGUGAAAUGAAGGUAGUUUUAUCAAUAUUUUUGUUAAGUACUUCCUUGAUGACCAUAAAUUUUAAGUCUUGGUCCUCGAAAAAGAAAUUUUAUUACAAUAUUAUUUAUAUGGUACCCUAAUAUGCCUUUACUUUCCAAGGGUUGAAUUUUUUUUAUUAAGAACAUUCAUCAUAAAAUUUUUGUAAGAUUCCUUACUGGUUGCCGUCCCUAUUUUAAUAACAGAAUAAAUAGUUUUAUAAGUGGUAUUUUCUUUUCAAAGAUUUCGAUGUGUCCUGUUUUGAAUCAAGACUAAAGACACAAUUGAUAAAUUAUCCUCUUUUUCAAUGAGAAGUAAGCACUUAAUAAAUUAAAUGAUGUGCUAUUUCAUGUUUGGAUAAAGAGAGAUGAAACCUUAGACUAUAAAAAGUCUGUUUAAGUUAAUUGAAUAGCAAUUGUGCUGAACUUAUUUCAAGAUAUAAUUGUAUAAAAAAAAGUAAAUGGGAUUUAAAAGUUAUUAAAAAAUUACAAUACUUUUGGUAGGUAUCGAAAUGCAAAAAUUAGGUAUGAUAGGGAAGAGUAAACAAAGGUUUCAGUCUAAAUAUUUCUUUAUCAAAUGUUUUAUAAGGCAGGGAACAGCUGGUAAAAUUCCUAGUGUUAACAAUUUAAUCAUGAAUUUAUAUAGGCAGCAGUUCUAUUUAUAAAUGGUUUGCUAUGCUUUGUAAAUAUUGAUAUUUUUAUAACUUAUUUGCUGCUAUAUGCUGUGUAUGUGUGAAAAACAUUGGGUAAAUAUAGUGUUCUGUUGCAAAUAUUAUAUGUAUAUUGUUAUUGUAUAGAAGUAUAUAUUUAUUUGUGUAAUAUAAUGAAAGAUAUUUGGCUGAAUUUAGAAAGGUUUUGAAAGCAUUGACUUUUGUGAGAUUUGUUCUUCAAGGUUAAAAUUCAAACAUUUUUAAACUGUUUUUCCAAAUCUGGUUAUUGAUUUGGGAUGUCUGACAUUAAUCAGAUUAUUGAUUUGGGAUAUCUGACAUUAAUCAGAUUAUUGAUUUGGGAUGUCUGACAUUAAUCAGAUUAUUGAUUUGGGAUGUCUGACAUUAAUCAUAUUAUUGAUUUGGGAUGUCUGACAUUAAUCAUAUUAUUGAUUUGGGAUGUCUGACAUUAAUCAGAUUAUUGAUUUGGGAUGUCUGACAUUAAUCAGAUUAUUGAUUUGGGAUGUCUGACAUUAAUCAUAUUAUUGAUUUGGGAAUAGGCUUGCUGCUUCAGUUGAUUCCGUGCAAUAACUUUUGAACUGUUCAACCAAUGCUUUUCAAAUUUCAAUAUGUUGUUACUGAUGACAAAAUAGAGGUCUAACUUAACAAUUUUUACUGUUGAGGUUGAGAAGUUAUGGUCCUUGAUUGAUUGGGAAAUCACUUUUUAUUUUGUUUCUGUGCAAUAACUUAUUAACCAUUUAAACAUUAAUAUGUUGUUAUUGAGGUCAAGUUUGAAAUUGUCAUUUUUGCUGUUCAGGAGUUAUGGUCCUUGAUUGAUUAAAACAAGUCACUUUAUAUCAUUUCUGUGCAAUAACUUGAUAUUUGUAUUUGAAAGAGAUCUCAAGAUAGUCACUUUAGUGGAAAAUUUUAAUGAAUGCCUGAAAAAUACUAACUGAAGGUAAAUGCUAAAUUGAUAACAUUGUAAUGAACUUGACUGUAAUUUUUGUGUGGAAAUUUUGCAUUAACCUUAAUUUUUGUAGAUGUCCUUGCUAGACAUUAUCCCAAAUCAUCAAGAAAAUAGAAUUUUAUACCACCUCUGAAUCUCCAAAGAGAAUUUAUGAGGUAUUAAUGUGCUUGGUUCACACAUUUCAUUGCAUUAGAUAUAUAUCCCCUUAGUCAUAUACAUUAAGAACAUAUUUUCCCAUUUAGUGACAGUCUACACAUGUUUCCAAAUAAAGACAAGUAUUAAAUAAGAGCCUUUAUGGCUAUUCAUUUUAGGUCCCUUUCGUCAUACAGCUCAUAAAGUUUCUAGCUAUUUAUACAUCCCUGGCUUUCAAAUAUUUAGAUUAGAGCGUUCCAGUUGAAGGUCAAAUCUAGAAUAGCACUUCAAACGCACAAAAUUAAUAAAUUGUUAUAUGCAUAUACCAUGCAGAAAAUUGAUAAUUCUAGAAUUUAGUUUAGAGCAUUUAAAUGGUAAAAAUAAUACAAAAAUUCUGUGGUAAAUAGGAUUUUACCUUAUUUAAGUUGAAAUAUUACGAUCACUGUCAUUAUAAACAGAAAUUGUAUAUCUGCUGUUGUGUAGCCAAAAAAAUUGAACAAGAUUUGUUAGUCCCAUUUUGUAUGAAUGUAGUUAAUGUAGGGUUUCGGAAGCAUAGCUUUUAGAGUAGUUUGAGACCUUGUAUGUUUUUUGUGAUUUAUCAAGCAACACAUCUGGUAGUUAUAGGAUAGCUGAAAACAGAUCUUGUGAGCUAUAUAAAUAUAAAACUUAAUUGUGAAUUAAGGUUAAGGAAAGAUUGUCUCAUUACUUGUUUCAUUUAUUCUAUGAUGUAAUUCCAUGGUAACAAUUAUAAUUUCCAAUAAUACAAGUAAUGGGGGUUUUUUUUAAGUAAAUUUUUAAAAUAUUUUUUUUACUCUAGUAGCAUAAGGCAAUAUUUAAUAUCAGAAAUCUCUUAUGUAUAUCAGUAAAGUUUUUAUUGGUAAAAAAUAAUUUUUUUAUUUACACGCAACACAGUCACACAGUCAUUACCUCUAAUCAUGCAUUUAAUUGUAUGAUUAUCUUUGUGUUCACAGUAGAAGUAGUACACACAUUUGUUCUCACCAAAACACGAUACUCUUAGUUCCCAAUGAGUGGUUAAGUCAAGCACUGAUAGCUUUAGGACUGAAGAGCUUGCAUUUUACAUUCCAAUUCCUAAGGAGGGGAUGCGGUUCAUUAAAUCUUGAGGUCAAGCUCACCAAACUGCAAAAUAAAAAAAACAAUUCAAUGGAAGUAAGGCUGGCUCUCGUACUCAGUCUACUUUAAAUGUGAUACAAUGGUUCUUUGAAAAAUGAAAAAGGUCACAUGAAGGCAGUAAAUCAUUCAGUUGGUUGGAAUUUGAAAAAGUGACUCCCUAAACUUUGCAGUGCUUUUGUAAAUGUUUAGCAGCAGUACACAAAUCAGUGAAGGGUGUAUCAUUUAUUUUCCUAAGAACAACAUUUUUUUUAUUACACAUGGCUCUAAGCAUUCCUAAUGAAGAUAAAUCAAGGAAAUGUACAUCAUAUAUGAAUGUUUAAUUAUAAUGGACUUUUUUUAUUUUUAUUAUUAAUAGUAAGGUAUAUGUGACUCUUUUCACCAAAAAUUUUACAAGAAAAAUACUCGCAAGACUUGAACUUUUCAGUAAAACUAGCGAUUGAUUUUGAUUGUUACAUUUUUUAUGAAAAGAGCCCUUGGGCUAGAAAUUAAAUAAAAUUAUGAUAUAUAUUAUAAAUAAUAGACGACCUGCUUUUCAAAAAAAUUAUAAAAAGAGGAUUGCUAUCAUAUAAUUGUAUUUUGUACUCAGAGCUGAAGCUUGGAUGCACUUGCAUUUUUUAGAUAUUUUGAUUUGAAUAAAAAAUUAUAUUUCAAUAGUGAUUAUAAGUGUAUUGAAUGAAACAUUGAUAAUUUUUGUUUUGUAAAAUGAUUUUUUGAAGAUCUAGAUCAUAUAUUUUUUAUGACAUGAAUGGGCAAAAUGAAAGAAAAAUAAAUAAUUUUGUUAAAGAAGAAUAAUUGUUAAAUAUACCGGUAUACAAAAAAACUGAGAUAAAAAAUUCUCAAUCCAUGUAUUUGUUUAUGCAUAAUAUAUGUAUUUUUGUUGGAAAAGUUUACACAGUUUUAUAACAAGCUGGUUAUGUUUUUGUGGUCGUCAUACAUACUGUCAAUAAACUAUAUACAAUAUUG
This is a messenger RNA of Mytilus californianus (California mussel), 8891 nucleotides long. RefSeq names its product fatty acid 2-hydroxylase-like. Lineage: Eukaryota; Metazoa; Mollusca; Bivalvia; Mytilida; Mytilidae. Gene Ontology annotation, molecular function: fatty acid 2-hydroxylase activity; iron ion binding. Gene Ontology annotation, biological process: fatty acid metabolic process; lipid biosynthetic process. The record is from RefSeq and is a predicted model, not a curated record. Bases 62 to 1111 code for a protein of 349 amino acids. Gene Ontology annotation, cellular component: endoplasmic reticulum; membrane. The transcript has 7 exons.